Molecule: messenger RNA, 648 nt
Organism: Procambarus clarkii (red swamp crayfish)
Lineage: Eukaryota; Metazoa; Arthropoda; Malacostraca; Decapoda; Cambaridae
Source: RefSeq, a predicted model, not a curated record
AUGGCGCAAGUCCGUCGCUCUACCACCAGAACAAUUCGUUGGUAUUCGUCGAACGCCCCGAAGUACUCGCUGGAUGCCCCGAAGUACUCGCUGGACGCCUCGAAGUACUUGCUGGACGCCCUGAAGUACUCGCUGGACGCCCCGAAGUACUCGCUGGAUGCCCCGAAGUACUCGCUGGACGGCCCGAAGUACUCGCUGGACGCCUCGAAGUACUCGCUGAACGCCCCGAAGUACUCGCUGGAUGCCCCGAAGUACUCGCUGAAUGCCCCGAAGUACUCGCUGAACGCCCCGAAUUACUCGCUGAACGCCCCGAAGUACUCACUGGAUGCCCCGAAGUACUCGCUGGACGCCCCAAAGUACUCGCUGAACGCCCCGAAGUACUCGCUGGACGCCCCGAAGUACUCGCUGAACGCCCCGAAGUACUUGCUGGACGCCCCGAAUUACUCGCUGGAAGCCCCAAAGUACUCGCUGAACGCCCCGAAGUACUCGCUGAACGCCCCGAUGUACUCGGUGAAUGCCCCGAAGUACUCGCUGGACGCCUCGACGUACUCGCUGAACGCCCUGAAGUACUCAUCGAACGCCCCGAAGUACUUGCUGGACGCCCGAAGUACUCGCUGGACGCCUCGACGUACUCGCUGGACGCCCUGA